AUGACCACGCUGGCUGGAGCUGUACCCAGGAUGAUGCGACCCGGCCCCGGGCAGAACUAUCCGCGCAGCGGGUUCCCGCUGGAAGUGUCCACCCCCCUCGGCCAGGGCCGAGUCAACCAGCUCGGCGGUGUAUUUAUCAACGGCAGGCCGCUGCCCAACCACAUCCGCCACAAGAUCGUGGAGAUGGCCCACCACGGCAUCCGGCCCUGCGUCAUCUCCCGCCAGCUGCGCGUGUCUCACGGCUGCGUCUCUAAGAUCCUGUGCAGGUAUCAGGAGACCGGCUCCAUCCGUCCCGGGGCCAUCGGCGGCAGCAAGCCCAAGCAGGUGACAACGCCUGACGUGGAGAAGAAAAUUGAGGAAUACAAAAGAGAGAACCCGGGCAUGUUCAGCUGGGAAAUUCGAGACAAAUUACUCAAAGAUGCGGUCUGUGAUCGAAACACCGUACCCUCAGUGAGUUCCAUCAGCCGAAUCUUGAGGAGUAAAUUCGGGAAAGGCGAGGAGGAGGAGGUCGACCUGGAGAGGAAGGAGGCAGAAGAGAGCGAGAAGAAGGCGAAACACAGCAUCGACGGCAUCCUGAGCGAGCGAGCCUCGGCACCCCAGUCCGAUGAAGGCUCUGACAUUGACUCUGAACCUGAUUUGCCACUGAAGAGGAAACAGCGUAGGAGCCGAACCACCUUCACGGCGGAACAGCUCGAAGAACUGGAACGCGCUUUCGAGAGAACCCACUACCCUGAUAUUUACACCAGGGAGGAGCUGGCGCAGCGGGCGAAGCUCACCGAGGCCCGAGUACAGGUCUGGUUUAGCAACCGCCGUGCAAGAUGGAGGAAGCAAGCUGGGGCCAAUCAACUGAUGGCUUUCAACCAUCUCAUUCCCGGGGGGUUCCCUCCCACGGCCAUGCCCACCCUGCCAACAUACCAGCUGUCGGAGCCCUCGUACCAGCCCACCGCUAUUCCACAAGCCGUUUCGGACCCCAGCAGCACCGUUCACAGACCUCAGCCGCUUCCCCCGAGCACUGUACACCAAAGCACUCUUCCUUCAAACCCAGACAGCAGCUCUGCCUACUGUCUCCCCAGCACCAGGCAUGGAUUUUCCAGCUAUACAGACAGCUUUGUGCCUCCGUCUGGGCCCUCCAACCCCAUGAACCCCGCCAUUGGCAAUGGCCUUUCACCUCAGGUAAUGGGACUCCUGACCAACCACGGUGGGGUACCCCAUCAACCCCAGACCGAUUACGCUCUCUCCCCUCUCACUGGAGGCCUGGAACCUACCACCACGGUGUCGGCCAGCUGCAGUCAGAGACUAGAGCACAUGAAGAGCUUGGACAGUCUGCCAACGUCUCAGUCCUAUUGCCCACCUACCUACAGCACCACCGGCUACAGUAUGGAUGCUGUCACAGGUUACCAGUAUGGGCAGUAUGGACAAAGUGCCUUUCAUUAUCUCAAGCCAGAUAUCGCUUGGUUUCAAAUUCUUUUGAACAUGCUGGACAAAAGCAGUGGAGAAGGGGAAGACCCGGAACAAUAA
Messenger RNA from Artibeus jamaicensis (Jamaican fruit-eating bat), 1518 nucleotides. It is a transcript of the gene PAX3, whose product is annotated as paired box 3. NCBI's taxonomy places the organism in Eukaryota, Metazoa, Chordata, Mammalia, Chiroptera, Phyllostomidae. Gene Ontology annotation, biological process: anatomical structure development; regulation of transcription by RNA polymerase II. Gene Ontology annotation, molecular function: DNA-binding transcription factor activity, RNA polymerase II-specific; RNA polymerase II cis-regulatory region sequence-specific DNA binding. The transcript has 10 exons. The record is from RefSeq and is a predicted model, not a curated record. Bases 1 to 1518 code for a protein of 505 amino acids.